AUGAAUGGGUUCAGCACCGAGGAGGACAGCCGGGACGGGCCGCCCGCCGCCCCCUUUUACGGCCAGAGCUGCUGCCUCAUCGACGACGGUGAUCGCUGCGCGCGGCCCGCGGGCAAUGCGUCCUUCAGCAAGAGGAUCCAGAAGAGCAUCUCGCAGAAGAAGCUGAAGCUGGACAUCGACAAAAGCGUGAGACAUCUGUAUAUAUGUGAUUUUCACAAGAAUUUUAUUCAAAGUGUCCGAAACAAACGGAAAAGGAAGACAAGUGAUGAUGGAGGCGACUCUCCUGAGCACGAGACGGACGUCCCGGAGGUUGACUUGUUCCAGCUCCAAGUGAACACUCUGCGACGUUACAAGAGACAUUAUAAGCUGCAGACCAGGCCUGGACUCAACAAGGCUCAGCUGGCAGAAACUGUCAGUCGACACUUCAGGAAUAUUCCUGUGAAUGAGAAAGAGACUCUGGCUUAUUUCAUCUAUAUGGUGAAGAACAACAAGAGCAGGCUGGACCAGAAAUCAGAAAGUAGCAAGCAACUAGAAUGAAGAGUAACAAGACCUGGAAUAGGAGAGAUCUUGAAGGAACACGUGGUAUUGUGCUUUUUAGAUAUAUAAAAACUUUUGAAGUAUAUUGUAAUUUUUUUUUUUCUAAUGCAGUAAAUCUGGAAGAUGGAAAAGUAUAGACAGUUCUUAUCAGGAAUAUUUGAGAACAUGUGCACACCAUUUUUCUGAAGACUUCUCAUUUAAAACUCACGUUGGAAUAAAGCAAUGACAAUAACAAGGAAACAGAGUAAACUUAGGACUGCGGAAUCUGUUAACGUUGUGUUCUAAAAUCUUUCUGGAAAUCUACAUCUCAAUGCAAUUUAGGUCACGGAUGGGGUUUUUUCCCCUGAAUUCAGCUGUCUCACCAAACGCCAUGCAGUUUGUUUUCAUGCAGGACUGGAAUAGCAGCAGAGAUGAAAUGCAUUGUCGAGGUGCGUGGCUCAGCAGUUUGUCUGAAGCUUGCUCCCCACAUACACGUGCUCUGUCUUGCCUUGAGGCAGUGCUUCAAGUCUCAAACUUCUAUGAAUGCUCCAGCUCACCAACUCUGCUCCACUGAACUACUCAACUAGACUGAAAAUUGAUUUAUUUUUUUUUUUUUAAUCUUCCCUUUCCCCCCCUCCCCCCAAAAUGGAAGCCAAACAACUUUCUGGAAUCUCUUUUUUCCAUUUUUUUAUUUUUUUUAAUUUAAGAACUCACUUCUUAAUUAUCUAUAAGCAUUUAAGGAAUUUUGCAGCUCCUCAGAAUGUGGUAUCAAGGCAAAUUUGCUGGGAAUGAUCAUGUUGGUAGAAAUGCUCUUUCACUUCACUUCUGUCUGUUUCCCUUGUAUUCAAGACUUAAUGAUAGCAGGUGAAACAGUGGGUUGUUAAGACGUCCGUCUCUUAAGCUCUAUGCCAGAUCAGGUAUCAAUCAGAAGCAGUGUGACUUUUAUACUGACGCUGGUCUUUAACAGGUGUCACAAAACUGCAGUGUGGGUCAGUGUGCUCUGCUUGGUGUGAAUCAGACUUCAGCUAAUGGAUGUAGCACAGUAACCAAGGCGAUGAACUGGCUGGAGAGUGGUGCAUUUCAUCUGUCUCUGUGAAUGAGCAGAAGUAUGAAAGCACUUUUCUCUUGUGAGCGUUACUUGUGCUUUGCUAAGAGUUCUGUGACCUGGAGGGUGGAUUGCUGGUGCUCACAAACAGUGCUGUAGACAGAAAUAUCUCUGGUUUUGUUAUUUAAAGCCAACGUGUCCUUAUAAACAACACAGUAGUUAUUUUGGCUAAAGGAGCUGAUGAAAUUGUUGGUCACGUCUGCCUGCUCUCCAGUGACCUCAAGUUCUAUACAAGGGGAUCUGCUGUAAAGCACCGCUCUGUGUUCAUGCUGUCCUAACCAUUGUCUCCAUUCUGUCGCAAGAUGCCAAGACUCCACACACAGAGUAUAUUCUCAACAAGCCUUAAGCACUGAACUCAACAGUUGAAAACAUUGGCUAGCAUUUUAGUCACCCGAAUCUAGACCAUGCUGUGUUGAAGAACAGAACACACGGUCGCAGUCCCAGCUUGACGCUGCGUCAGAUGUUUUGUAAGGCACGAGUGAAGCUCUCCCAAGGUCUCUAAAAAAUCAAGUCACAAUUUAAAGCAAGGUGUCCACAUCAGCUUUGAAUGGUGUGCUAAAAGUCUAAGGAGAUGUUAAAUGAGCUUCAGCAUGUAUAAGUUCUGUGUCAUAGCCAGACGUAACCUGUUAUGCUACGUGCCCCAGUUGUGAAGUUUUGGGAGCGUGGUGAUUUCAGCAUUUCCUCGUUCAGUUUGGUGUGAAACCGAAGAACAUGGAAUAGAAGUGCUCAGAGAAUGAGGAGAGAAUGUCAAGUACUGGUAUUUUGUGAAUGUCUCAAAAUUUCUGACUUAUGGUGAUCCUUACUGGAAGGAUGGAGCAGCUCCCACAUCAGUCAAUGAGAUCUGGCUUCUCUCAUUCAGGACAGAUAGCUAGAAGGGUAUUUUCUCUGACUGCGUGUUAAUAUUCAAAGUGCUCACGUAGUCAGAGGAUGUUAUUAAGAGAAAAUGAGUUUCUGAGUUGAGAGUUAUGCCUCAGUGUAACUUGUAGACCAAAACUGUAUAAAAAAAAAAAAAAAGUGUAGUUUGUUUGGGGUUUCUUGUUAUUUGUUUUAUUUCUAGGACUAAAUACAUCUGUUGGGGUGUUUUAGCAGCCAGCAGCAAAAUGAUUCUUUUUGAGGAAAUAUGGUGGCAGGUUCCAUCUGUUCAGGUGUAUUCACUGGAAUGCUUUAUGCAGAGGUGGUAUCCAGGAAUUUGUUUUAUUUUAUUUUUUUUCUGAAAAUAGUCAAUUGAUGUGAAAUGUGAUCCUUGGUUUCGCUCUUAAGCAAUCAUACUUUUUUGGAAAACUAAUAAUAAUAGUGAUAUGUGAUGAUGAAGUGAUGUUUACCAGCCAUUAGCAGUUGUUUAUAAGGUGGAAGACUUAGGGGCAAGAUACCAAAAACCAACCAAACAAACAAAAACCCCAAAAGAAUCUUUGGCUGUCAGACCCCAUAGCCUUAUAAAUCCUUGCGAAUGCCUUAUUGCCUUGUUCUCAACUUAGCUAGAGCAAAACGCCUUGAGCAAAUGAAAGCUGAUGUCUUGUUGGAAGGGUUGGCCACUUUCUGGCUGCCACGCUAUAAACUGAACUCACAUGUCAAUUCAGUAGCAAUAUCCAUGUUCAGGGUGCCUGUGAUUCUUGAAAAGCAUUUAGUGUCUAAUAACCAGAGAACGCAACAAUGCAAUUGUCAUUCUGUACAAUACCAUUCUGUGUAUCUGAUUCCUUAUGCUGCAUGCCAAUUAAAAAACUUUCCAACUCUUUUUUUUUUUUUUUUUUUUUUUUAAUUUCAAAGUAAAUGUGUUUGAACCUCACACUUAUGAAGCCAUGAGGUUUUCGUAGCACUUUUAGAUGAGACUUGUUGGAAAGGCGGAAGACCCAGAUGGCUUUGGCUGGUAUGACAUCUGGUGGGUGGUGGUGGUUGUUUUUUUGCCUCUUUCACAUUUUGCUUUUCACAGUUGGGCCUUAAAUUCUGUCUAGCUUUGAACCAUGGAGCACAAGCCUUGGGGCAUGGGGGAUGACCGUAUGUCAUUCUCCAUUUAUGAUAGAGUGGAAGCUUAUUUCUUACAAGCCUGCAUAGGAGAUGUUCACCCAGGGGUAGAGAACUGUCUUUGAAGCCCUCCAGCCAUUACCUAGCCUAACUCAAUUCCAUAGCCUAAUUCAACCCUUGUUGAAGAGCUGCAUCAACUUCAUUAGACCUCUGAUCAGAUCCAAAUCCAUUAAUAUGAAAUCCAAAUAAUGCAGAAACAUCUCUACCAGAGUUAAUUUUAUCAUGUGUGCAGACCCUCUGCUCUCUUUAAGGGAAGAAGAAGAAAUAAUUACUGGUAGCUGUUGGCUUGAGCUCCACUCAAGGGAGUUUGAAACGUGAAGAGUGAGGUCAGCAACAAUCUGGUGGCUGAGAAGUGCGUGCAUUUCCAAGGAGGCUGGGUUAGAAUGAAGUUUUUGUAACACUUUGCCUCACAAAGAGUAUUGUAUAUCAACCUGAAGUAAGCAAUUGCAUUAAAAGCUGAUGUUUCUUUUGACAGGCACUUUAGAUGUUCAGACUAAAAAGCAGAGAGGACAGGCUUGCACUGCUUGGCCCCAAAACUCUGGUGUCCCAGUUUUCCUCAGAAGUGUGGCUGUAAACCACCAGAUUCCAUGGUGUACAAAGUUUGAUCUAAACAUGUUGUCUGACAUUUUAAAGUUGAUCUUACGUACAAGAAGAUCGUGAGCCAAAAUAAUCCAUAGUAAAUGCAUGCUUUCAAGCACAUCGUGAUAGCAAGGAGAAAAAAAAAAACAACAGGACACAGCCCAUGUAAAAGGCUGAGCAAAACACGCUUCCACAGUUAGCAAGGUGGGGGAAGACUCUUUCUGUGUUAACUCUAGUAAUGGAUGUUUUAUGAGAGGGGAAGGAGGGGGAGCUGUGCACUUUACGUCUUUUGGUUGAGCCAAAUGUAAAUACCAAUGGGAGAUCUUCAGCAGUAACUGCAGUUGGAGGGAAGAGAAAUGGUCUGCUGGAGGACUGUUUAUUUAAAUUGGCAGAUCAUUAUACUUCCCUAGAGCACUAGCGUCACUUUGCUUCUACAGUUUAACAGAGUGGGUGAUAGGAGGUGGUCUCCCUACCACAAGGAGUCCUUGCACUGCCCACAGCGUCGACUGCAGAGUCCUAAAGGUGAAGGAAUGUUAUUGAUGCCUCACUCCUCUUGUCACUGAUGUCCUUUAGCCAUCUCUAGCUUACCAAGUUAGGGGAGAUCUCAUUUUCCACUUCCAAAGCGCAAACAGUUAGGAUGUAAGAUGCUCCUUGCACUUCUCACAGCUGUCCCUGAUCUCGUGUUUUUGACUUGGCUGUGAGCACGUCUGUUAGAAAUGCAUGAAAUGGUUGAAGAAAAUGUGGGGAGUAGUGGGGGGCUUCUGCCUUAAACCCAAACUUCCCUCACAAGCAUCUCUGCAGGCCAUGCUGUACACCUCCAGCAUCUCCCAGCUGCACCCUGGCAGAGUUGGGUUGGUUCCUGUCCUGCCCAGCACUGGGUGCAGGGGAGGUGAACAGCAGGUAACUCACAGAAUGGCUUGGAGUCUUUCAGUGGCUAACUGGGAGAGGAAAACUGUGUUCUCUCUUCUGUUUCUGGCCUCCAUGUGUUGUGCUGAUAUUAUGCCAAAUGUUUUGGACACCUUGUAUUUUUAACUGUGUAAUAUAGCUGUGUAUUGUUAAAGCUACUUAGUAACUUAUAGCAAAAUUGUAGAACUCAUUUCUCUGAGGUGUAGGAAAUGUCCUGCUUCCACUGUGUAUAAGACUAUAAAUCUAUACUGUCUGACAGAGAUGAAAUGCUGAAUUUCACUUUAAUAAAUGAUCUAUCUAGCAAAAA
This is a messenger RNA of Lagopus leucura (white-tailed ptarmigan), 5432 nucleotides long. RefSeq names its product SAP30 like (gene SAP30L). The coding region runs from base 1 to 537 and encodes 178 amino acids. Gene Ontology annotation, cellular component: histone deacetylase complex. The transcript is spliced from 4 exons. Lineage: Eukaryota; Metazoa; Chordata; Aves; Galliformes; Phasianidae. Gene Ontology annotation, molecular function: protein binding; transcription coregulator activity. The record is from RefSeq and is a predicted model, not a curated record. Gene Ontology annotation, biological process: regulation of DNA-templated transcription.